Cryptomeria japonica (Japanese cedar) is the source of this 863-nucleotide messenger RNA. RefSeq lists its product as uncharacterized. The transcript has a single exon. The record is from RefSeq and is a predicted model, not a curated record. Lineage: Eukaryota; Viridiplantae; Streptophyta; Pinopsida; Cupressales; Cupressaceae. Bases 337 to 666 code for a protein of 109 amino acids.
CACCUCUGAAAAAGGUACACUAAAUUCGUGAUGAUCCAUCAAAGGUGCGCCGGCGUUUCCUCUGGUUUAAAUUUUCACGGGUCAUUGAUGCGUGGUCGGUUGCAAUUUGUACUGAUUGUUGACUCCCACGUUCCCCAUGCAAUAAAAGAGAGCCAAGCGGUGCUUGUAUUCAUCUUCACCCUUUAAUGUGCGUCUGCGGGUAUUUGCGCUUACAAUAAUAACCCGAAAUGUGGAAAAUGCAGCAAAUGAAAAUAUUUCUACUCCUGCUGUGUUGCACUGCAGUGCUUGCAGAUAAGAGGAAGAUGUUUAUGUUCCCAGGCUUCGGGGGAGGAGGAAAUGGCGGCUCCUUUGGUUCAGGCCAGGGUUCAGGGCCUCAGGGGAGCUAUUCGUGGGGUUGGGGUUCGAGUCCCGGUGCCGGCUGGGGUUUUGGUUCAGGCUCCGGCAGUUCCCCUUCAGGAGGCGGUGGAGGCUUUGGAUUUGGCUCUGGUUUCGGCUCUGGCUCUGGCUCUGGCUCUGGCUCUGGUUUCGGUUUCGGCUCUGGUUCCGGCGAGGGUUUUGGUUCAGGUUUUGGUUUCGGAUCCGGGUCGCCAAUCGGUCAUCCUUCUGAAAAGGACGGCGGAAACAAUUAAAGAAACUGCAGUUUAUGCAGUAGAUCGUAUGUACUAGUACGGAUGUAUAGAUAGAAUGCUUAUAUAUGGUGCUUUCAAAGCGAGAAUAAAGCAGGGUGCCAUUAUAGGCGCUCUUCAGUAUUCCUUAUAGCUCUGUCUGAAUUUGUUUUUCAGGGGGUUUCUGUGUUUUUGUUAUAUUAUUAUAUGUAUUUUGGAAAUGGAUUUGAAUUUAUGAUAAGGCUAUUCGAAAGGCAA